This is a messenger RNA of Caenorhabditis remanei, 810 nucleotides long. RefSeq lists its product as uncharacterized. Gene Ontology annotation, cellular component: nucleus; transcription factor TFIID complex. Gene Ontology annotation, biological process: transcription initiation at RNA polymerase II promoter; RNA polymerase II preinitiation complex assembly. The coding region runs from base 1 to 810 and encodes 269 amino acids. The transcript is spliced from 2 exons. NCBI's taxonomy places the organism in Eukaryota, Metazoa, Nematoda, Chromadorea, Rhabditida, Rhabditidae. The record is from RefSeq and is a predicted model, not a curated record. Gene Ontology annotation, molecular function: transcription coactivator activity; protein heterodimerization activity.
AUGAACACCAGCGAUUUAUUCGGUGGAGUCAGCAGUGAUGAAGAUGAUAGUUUCGUGCUGAAACCCACUGAAAAAGAGACUGAAAAAGAGAGUACGAACACAUUGAUGGCAGAUUUGGAAAUGAGUGAUGACAGUGAUACAGACGAUGUUCUAUCCGUCAAAAAAUCAGAAUCUCCAGUCGGAAAACCAGUGAAAUUCUUUUUGUCAAGUGAUGAGGAUUCUCAGGAUAUGCCAGAUAUCGAUGAGAUUAUCAAGUAUCAUAAAGAGGUUUCAGCUGUGAAACAGAUCAGCCCAGUGAAUAGCGUCAAACAGGAAGAGUUUGAAGAGAAGAAAGUGAAAUUAGAAGAUGUUCAGGAACCACCAAAAAAGAAGAUUCGAGUUGAAGAAGAAUCUGAAAUUAAGCCAAUUUUUCAGCCACCUCAACACGAUAAAUCUUCUGAAAAUCUCAUCACUGCUCGUCCUGAACCAUCUCAGAAUCCAUUGUCAGAAGAGGAUCAAAUUGCUCAAAUGAAACACCAAAUUCUUCUCGGGAACAUGUCGACUCAACAACUGGAACAAUAUACUGCUUAUCGAAGAUCUCGAUUCCAGAAGUCGACUAUUCGAAAACUUGUAAAAGAAUUCACUGGAGGGAUGAAUGUAAAUGACAAUGUAGUCAUUACAAUCGGUGCAUUGGCUAAAAUGUUGGUUGGAGAUAUAGUGGAAGAGGCAUUGGAUAUUCGAGAUUUGAAGGAGGACGAAUCUGAUCAACCACUCAAACCACAUCACAUUCGAAGUGCUUACAUGAAGGUCGCUAGACAAGGACAGUUUUAA